This is a messenger RNA of Symsagittifera roscoffensis, 906 nucleotides long. RefSeq names its product mitochondrial import inner membrane translocase subunit Tim23-like. The transcript is spliced from 3 exons. Gene Ontology annotation, biological process: protein import into mitochondrial matrix. Gene Ontology annotation, molecular function: transmembrane protein transporter activity. Gene Ontology annotation, cellular component: TIM23 mitochondrial import inner membrane translocase complex; mitochondrial inner membrane. The coding region runs from base 68 to 694 and encodes 208 amino acids. The record is from RefSeq and is a predicted model, not a curated record. Lineage: Eukaryota; Metazoa; Xenacoelomorpha; Acoela; Convolutidae.
CUUCAUGACUUAACGUUUCAGGUUUGGAUGUAAUUAUAAUGAGCGAGAUUUGAAUGAUAUAUUGAAUAUGGACAUCGAGAAAGGGCUGAAAUCUGGUCUGAGUAAUCAGGCAGGGAGGACUUCCAUAUUGGGGAAGAGAAGUGCUGCAGCUGCCACCCCAUACAGUAUAUCGCCGUAUCUAAACAUCGACCCAUCCAUCCUCGCACAACAGGAGCCCGAAUUCAUUAUUCCAGAAGGCCAAAGUGCGAGACGCAACAGACACGAACAGGCACUGCCCAUAAUAGGCAGUUUUAUCGUAAGUGGGGCGGGAGCAGGCAGUGCAUAUGGCUUGUACAAAGGAUUCACUGACUCAAAUGUGAAACAGCUCGAGGGCAGGUACCUCAAUGCACCCUGGAGAACACAAUUCAUCAACGUCGUCACCAGGCACGCCAGCACUGUGGCCAGGAAAGGUGGCACCAUUGGAAUGAUUUAUUGCGGCACGGGAUCAAUCCUCAACGCGUUCACAGAGCAGGAACAGAUUGUCAUAUCUGGACUAUCUGGAGCAACAACCGGUGCAUUAUACAAGGCAUUUUCUGGCGUGAAACAGGCGGCAAUAGGGUCAAUAGCCGGAGCGACAAUUGCUCUGGGAGUCUACUUUCUAACGAACACUAAACCUGUGAAAAAAGCUGUGUACCAAAGCAGAAGCUACUUUUAAUCCGUUUUCUUUACCCAGACUUGAUGCGUAUUGCGGAUUAUACAGAAAACUAUACAAAUGCCGUCAACUUCUCUUGAUUUGUUCGAAACAAUUUUUGAAGGCCAUUGAGAGAAAUUUUGAAUUUAAUAAUUGUCCCCACCUUUUUGCAUAGUCUGGGGCAAUGAUAUUGGUAAAGUUUCAAGUUUCAUUGGAGUGAACAAAGCAGAUUUUUU